Paramecium sonneborni is the source of this 1078-nucleotide messenger RNA. The record is from the annotation of a GenBank genome assembly. Lineage: Eukaryota; Ciliophora; Oligohymenophorea; Peniculida; Parameciidae.
AGUCAAUUACAGCAAAAGAGAAGAUGAGUAAUAAAAAGCAAGAGUAACCCUUAGGAAAUGCUUUAAAUAAAUUAAGAGGAGAUUUAAAGCAUAUCUCUUUUUUUAAGUCAAAACUGCCAGGAUUGUCGCCUUUGAAUAAAUUGAGUCCUUUUAAGGAAUCAAGCACAUAUUAGUUAUUCAAUAAAAAUUAUGCAUCUGUUGAUUUCACAACUCAAAAGUAUCAAGUUAAAAUUUCAAAGACAGCCCUCAUUCAAAUAAAUUAAAUAGAGAUCUAGGAACAAAGAACUGUCUUCAUUUGAUUCAUCAAGAAGUCCUCAUAAAUCUCCAAAUAUUAGUAAUUAGUAAUUUUAUUAGUAAUUUUUAAAGCUCUUCAAGGUAAAACACAUAAAAGAAAGAAAAUACUACUAGAAUACAAUAAGUGAAGAGAUCGGAAUAGUAAGAAAGUAUUGUAAAUUUUAGAAAAAUUCCUUUUGAUUCAUUAAAAUCAUCCAGGAUCUACAUGGAGAGUUAAAAAUAAAUAACAUAAGCAUUAAAGCAAUAAUAAAAGCCUGAGGAUAUGUAAGAUUUUAAUAUAAUAAUUAGGAAAUUAAUUUUAGGAUUAAAAAGCCUAAUAAAAAAAGAGAAAUAAGUUAUUUUAAAUGAUGUAGAUUAAGUAAUCAAAUAGACAGAUAAAUAUUAAUAAAAAAUUACAGAAAUUGUUAAUAUUUAUAUACUUAUAUUAGACAAACGAUUAAGAAUAAUUAAGCAAGCAAUAUCAAAAAAUGACAGAGGAUGAUCAUUAGAGUUUGGAAUAAUAUGGAGAAACCAUAGCAAAAUAUAAUAAAGCAAUUUAGUUAUUACAUGAAUUAUAAGUCGAUUAUGAUUCAUUAUUACCUGAAUUAUGUAUGUUUUUAUUUAUAUUGAUAUUAGAGAAUGAUUAGACUGAAGAAGCCUUAAAAAAAGUAUAAUAGGAAGAGAAUAAGGAUGAAACAAUCUUACUUUAAUAGUUUAUAAUUAAAAAACUGGUGAAUAAAAUAGAAGAAUCCAAAUAGCUCAAUUAGUAACUAAUUUCAAAGAUCAAAUUAUGAUAAUUAAAAAG